UUGUCCUCUGCUAGAAGACCACAGAGCAUGUGGCAGCCCUACAUUCCUCAUUGUGUGUCCAAGCUCUCCCAUUGGCUCCAAACUGUGAGAAACUCCAACAAGCCCAAGACCCACACAUUCAUAUGGAGAUUUGGGAGUAUAAAUAGAGGAGAUGCAGCCAGUCACACUCACUCUACACAGAGAGAUCUACAGCACAGAGACACAGCCAUGGCACCAACCAUCACUUCAGCAAUGAUCACCUCAAACAAGCACCUGCCUCUGAACAACAAGCUGAGGAAGCCGAUGGUGGAAAAGAUGCGCAGAGAUCGUAUCAACAGCAGCAUUGAGCAGCUGAAGUCUCUCCUGGCUCCAGAGUUCCUCAACCAGGAACCUGACUCCAAGCUGGAGAAAGCAGAUAUCCUGGAGAUGACAGUCAGCUUCCUGAGACGACAGCAGCAGCAGCAGCAGUCUGCAUUCUCCUCCAGCUCAGCAGCUGUCAAUCAAGGCUUCUCCAGAUGUGUCCAUGAGGUUAUCCACUUUCUGUCCAAAGAAGAGGUGAAGACACAGAGCCAGAGAAAACUGCUGAACCACUUCCAGAACCUGCAGCCAUCUUCAGAUGAGAACAGGAGGGAAAGUGUUCUGCCUCAGCUGAGCUCUACAGAGCAGCAGAUCAUCAGCAAAGACAAGAGUUCAGUUAAGAGCGCCCUCUGGAGGCCCUGGUAAAGAGAAGAUCAAAACUGAAGAUGAAAAGCUGGAACCACAAGUCCAUGUGGACUGUUUUUUUCUAGACUCAAAGCAGAAAACACAAGUCUAUGUGGACUUUAUUCAUUUUUUUCAACCUUUCCUUGUGCAGGAGAAUAAUGAAUUGUUAACAAUUAACACUUCUUUGUUGCCUUAUGGUAAUAUUCUUAUAACUUUCAUUUUUGAGAAAGAAUCAGUAUGUUUCAUGAUGUUUUCUCUAUGGAGAUCCUGGAAACAACAAAUGCCAGCAAUCUUGACAUUUUGUGUCUCUUUUAGACAUGAACAGAUUUAAUGAAUUUGUUUUAAAUUUAAGUAUUUUUAUACUAUUUCCAUUUUAGGAAAGCUUUAAGUUUUGCAUUGUCAUGUCUUCAUAGCAGUUCUAUAUUAGACAUGAAUUUUGUAUCAUUUUUUGAUUUUACAAAAUUCUGAGCAUAUUCUGAUCUAAUAUGAUCACAUCUUUGAGAAUAUGUCCAAUAAUCUAAUGGACAACACAUUUUCUGUGUACAUUCUGACUGUACACAGUGUACUUUAUGAUUUAAACAGAAGGUCUAUGUACCUUAUAUGCUUUCAGAGAAAGUAAUACCAUUUUGAUCAAUCAUUUUGAUUCUUGUUUUUUUUAAACAUCAUAUUAACCUUUCAGUGUUUCAAUAUGUUAAUAUGGUGUGGUAAAUGUACCUAUUGUAUGGUAAUUGAUGAUAUAAAUGAUAUUUAUGAAACAUAGAUUUUGUCAUUGACAGUAUCUGUUGACACAAUUUUGUUUGAUUCCCAUUUCUUUCUAAUUUCAUUUGAGAAAUAGUGUGUUCAUAUUUAGCAUAUUUCACCUGUUGGAAAUUUCUCCAUUGUCUUUUGUAAAGACUGAUAACUUGUUUAAACUCUACUCUAUCAUGAGUGCCAUGUGUCUUGAAGAUUUCUUCAAGUAAGUGUUGCGAUAUAUUAUCACAAAUGUUCUUGUCUGUGAGAAAAUUAUUCAGAUAUUAUAUAAACAAGUGCAAAGUUGCAACAAUAAGAAAAAAUAAAAAUGUGAAAAUUA
This is a messenger RNA of Pangasianodon hypophthalmus (striped catfish), 1750 nucleotides long. Its product is annotated as transcription factor HES-5-like. The coding region runs from base 28 to 702 and encodes 224 amino acids. Gene Ontology annotation, molecular function: RNA polymerase II cis-regulatory region sequence-specific DNA binding; protein dimerization activity; DNA-binding transcription factor activity, RNA polymerase II-specific. The record is from RefSeq and is a predicted model, not a curated record. Gene Ontology annotation, biological process: regulation of transcription by RNA polymerase II; anterior/posterior pattern specification; regulation of neurogenesis. Gene Ontology annotation, cellular component: nucleus. Lineage: Eukaryota; Metazoa; Chordata; Actinopteri; Siluriformes; Pangasiidae. The transcript has 2 exons.